This is a messenger RNA of Lymnaea stagnalis (great pond snail), 15983 nucleotides long. The record is from the annotation of a GenBank genome assembly. Lineage: Eukaryota; Metazoa; Mollusca; Gastropoda; Lymnaeidae.
AACAGCCAGUUUAACACUUGUCAACAGUAGUCAACAGUAAUAUUUGUGCUUUGACUUAUACAUUUCAGGCAGGUAAUAUAUAUUUAGAUAAUCUCAUAUUCUAGCUCCGAAAAUUCAAUAAAAUCUUAAUAAUAAAAAGUAUUAAAAAGUAAUAAUUUAAUAUAUAACAUUCAUGAAUAAAUAAUAAUAAUGGCAUUAAUAAAUCAUUAAUCAAAUUUAAUAAUAGAUUAGAUAGUAUAGUGAUUCUCAGAUUCAGUGAUAGGCAGGACAUAUUUGCCAGCCAAGCGGUAGGCAUAAAUAAUAACUUUAAAACUAUACUAUACUAUACUGAAUUAUACUGAAAACUGGUCAUUUUAUUUAGUAUCAGUACUAGUGACUAGUAGUAGCAUUAGGCAUUAGUCUUUACCGGACCGUCUUUAUUAUAACUAUAAUUAUAUCAAUCUCUUGUCUAUGGACACUAUACUAUGGUGACUGACCAUCCAUGCAUAUUUUUAGAGUUUAUGAAUUUCUCCUCCUGCCUUAAAUAUCAUAAUUAAUAAUAGUGAAUUAGUAAUUAUAUUUGAAGCAAGCAAGAAGUAGAAGAAAUCAUGAUUAAACGCUGAGUUUUGCCAUUAUGUUUUGCUUCAAGAAUUUUUGCACCAUGUCUCAUUUUAAUGAAUGGCGAUCCUAAAGUUUUUAGACAAAUAUUUUUUUUAAAAAUUUUUAAUUAUUAACUUGACUGUCUAUAGAUUUACGAAUGAUUUGCAACCCUGCUACUAUUACUAAUAAUAUUAACUAUUCAAAUUAUGCUAUAGCCUAUCAUAAUAUGAUGAUUAUUAUGAUAUGUGAUAAAUGAACAAAUUGGAUUGACAUGGUCAGAUAACUCUUUCAACACAAAAAAACCAUCAUAACUUAAAUGGAAGUGCUAUCCCCUCCAAUGGGACAAAUUAAAUUACAUGGCAAAUCAUAAUGAAUUCGCUCUGUCAAUAACUUUUACUGUCGCCUAAAUAUGCCUAUUAGGCUUUUUUUACUUGGAUUUUGUGUAAGCCUCGGCCUGCAUGGUGACCCUUUUCGAGACUGAGUGCUCAAACUCAACCCAAAUCCUGUUUAUUUAUCGCUGUGUCAAUAUUAAAUUUAAACCUGAAAUUUAGUUGUUGGGGCGACUUGGCUCAUGUGCCGACAGAAAGGGUGCUGUGUUCCUCUUGCGACACAUUCACCAUAGGUUUGUCACCACUGGCCUAGGCCAUAGACCUAAUUAUCACAGGCAAUUACUUGAUUGCAUUGUCGGAUUGUCAACAUCAGCAAUAGUGCUACAGCCCAUUGAGGAGUCUGACCCUCUUCACCAGAUCCUUCCACUCAAAUUGAUCCCUGGCUUUUUGUCUUCAUGCAUGGAUCCCCAUCAUCAAUCCAUCUCAGUCUGCAGAUGAGCCAUUUGCCCUUAGGUUCUGUUUAUAAAUCACUUUUGAUCCUUGUACUCUGGCCUCUGCAUGAGAUGCCCUGUCUAAGCUAUUUAAAUAAUGAAAUAUGUGACUGCUCACUGCUAUCCAUUUUUCUAAUUCAUGGGGUUACACAAAUGUAUUUAAAUGGACUAUGUGGAUACAAUUGUUUUAGUUAUAAAUUAUAUUAUUUUGUGUACUCUUGCUGUUUGCAUGUAAUAUAUUAAACAUUGAUCAAUAAAAAGAUUUAUCAAUAGAAGGGUUUAAAGCGCCAGGCAUAAAUGACAUGACACUAUUAUGGCAGGGCUUCACCAACCCAAACCCCCCCCCCCCCCUCUUUUCGAAAAAAAAUUGUAACACUUAAUAGAACAUUUAUCAUUAUAGUUACAAAUUAGUGACCCGCCGUCCCCCGCCCCGAUGCAAGACAUUAUUUACGGAUGGGCCCUAAUUUAAUUCUGUAAAAGUAGAGAUUGGAUUACUAUCAAUGUUUCAUGUUUUGAGGAUAUUUAUUUUUCCUAGCUUAUAACUAGGGUUGUACAUAUUAAGUGGCAAGUAAUUGCAAGCAACCAUUGUUUAGAUUGAUAUGUAUUAACAUUCUUUGACUGAUUAAUCAGCUAACCUGACUACAGCAUAUGAUUUCCAGGUGUUGUAAAUUUAAAUGGUUUAAUUGGAGCCUUGCACGUUUUUUAUGGGAUUUUAUCACAUUUGUAUCAUAUUAGGUAUGUGUAAGACUCAUCAUAUUUUUUAUAAAUUUUUAUUUUUUUUACUUUCAUUUCAUAUAACUAGUAACUAGUUUACAGUAAAGUUGAAAGAAUUCUACCUUGCACCAACUAGAAGAAUGAAAGAAUCUAAAAGAUUCAAUUGAUGCAUCACUCUUUCCAGACCUGUUUACUCUUACGAUUUUGGCGUACAAUGUACGAUUUUGAGGUUUAUAGAUUGUAUAUGCUGUAUUUUUUUUUUUACUAUGAAUAUAACGUAUUAAAUGACUUUGUGGUGAUAUUGUACGAUUUUCAGAGUUUGAGGGUAAACAGGUCUGCUCUUUCUCUUAAGAAUGUUCCAAAGAAUAAACCUUUUUUCAUUUACCAAUUAGAACAAACCCUUUUACAGGGGUAGAAUCAUUUAGAUGCCCAGUUGCCAAGGGACCUGAACAUUUUUAAAUGGGACAUGCAUUUUUCAAUGUUUUUUAGCUUUUAUUUGAAAAAAAAUCAUACUAGAAAUUGCUUUUUUUUACUGAAAAUAAGGACUGGUUCUUGAAUUAAUAAUGAUAUCUAUCCAUCAGCAUCCACUUUAGAAUUCUUAAAGUUAAAAAUUUGUCUGAUUAUAGCAUUAUUUGUGUAAUUGAGGAUUUUUCCUCAUUACAUUUAUCCUCAACAGUGCAAAUACAAAAAUAAUGGUUGCAUCUUUUAUUGAAAUCCCACUCAAGACAAAGUAGUUACAAUUUUAACAGAUGCAAGCUAGCAUUGUAAAUUGAUCAGGUUUGCCAUUAUCUGUGGUGAAUCUAAGAAAGUACAUAACCUUCCACCAUAUGUAAAUGUUUAUAUUUCUGUUUGUUCAUACAUUUAAUGUACCAAUCAUAUGGCAUUUGUUUCAUCUUCUGGAUAAGUAAAAAUUAUUAAUGAAAUAUUCAACUUCUUGGUGACUAGAUCUUGUUAGUUUUCAGCUGUCACAAGUUUUGGCUUCAUGGUGAUAACAAAUUUAAUGAUGUCAUUUAUUUAUUUAAUUCAGUGUGUAUAUGUUUGUUAAGUACUUAAAUGAAUCAUGUGUUUAUAACAGGUAGAUAAGGAGGUGAACAGGAAUAAAGUCUUCAAACAUGGAGCUUUGCUUGUAAAUAAGUCUAGCGGUGACAAUUAUUGUAUUAAUAAGGCUAAGAGAUAGCAGAAAAACCUUGUCCAGUUGCCGUUAAUCAUUAUUUUAUUAAAUAAAAAUUGAUUAUUUUUUGGUACACAACUGUGCUAAAAUAGUAAAUAUAGAUUUCACAGAUUUUUGAAACCAUGUUGAAAUAGGAAAUCUUUGUAACAUGCAAAAAUGAGUCUUAAUUUUUAAAUAAAUAAUCUUUAAGGUGAUUCUUCUUUAAUAGGAUAAGGUAUCCUACAAUUAUUUUCCAAGAAAAAAAAAUAUCCUGUUGCUUCCAGGACUUUUGUCAUAUAUCUCUCUCAGUUUAUAUCCUUCCUUGGCAGUGUGUAUUGUGCUAGCUUUAUUAGAAAAAUUAAGAUAUUAAAAAUACAACACUAGUGAAAUGCUGUUUUUAAAAAUAUUCUCAUGCUGUCAUGGCAUUGGUAACAGAUUUUUUUUUUUUUCAAAUGACUCUAGUCCACUUGCUUUCAAGACUGCAUUAAUGUAUUCAGAGCAAUAAAAUGUAUAAUACUGUUAAGGAAUGUAAAUAAAUUGUAUAUUUCUUUUUAACCUAUUUAUAUCUCUUCUCAUUUUUGUCUUCUCUGAAAUCUUAUUUUGAAAAGAAAAAGUUUAGAACUUUAACCCAAUAUCCUCAUAGCAGUGACAUGUAGCUAAGAUAUUUUUAGAGAUUACCACACACAUUGAUAUUGCUUUUACCUGUUAUAAUCCUUGAAUGUGACUUGUAAACUUAUAUAAUGCUGUUGAUUUUUAUACUCAUGGAUCAUUGAAUCUUAAUAACCCAUGUUUGAGUGGAUUUGGCCAUUUAAAAAAAAAUCUUGUUGUUCUGAAAAAGAAGGAUCCUACUGAUUAUGUCAACAAAAUAGGGGGUGGGGGGUGGGUGGGUGGGGGUGGAAUCGUUUGACAAUUAUUUUGCCGGAGGGGGAUAGAUUCGUUGAUAUCAACAAUCAUGUUUUCUCUAUUAAAAAUUUAAUCUUCAUAAUUGACUGGUUAUUACAUUAUUUUAACAAAUUAAAUGAGUGUAAGUAGUCAUAUAAUGUUUAGACUUUUAGCAAUGUAAGAUUUAUUUAAUGUGUCUCUGUCUGUGCACUGCAGAUGACUGGUCAGAAUGUUAGCACACUUUGUUAGUGCAAGAGAAGUCAAAGGUUGGCAGACAAUGCACCCUUGAGCAUAAGAAAUCACCACCUGCUAAUCAACAAAAAAACUAUUCGACCAAUGCGAGUAGCUCCCAGGAGACAGAGAGAGCUUAUGGCAAUUAUUGCUCACACCGGCAAUGCUUCUAUUUUUAGUGCUGAAUGAUGAGGAUCAUGUUGACUUGUAUGGUAUAUCAGUUCCGCAAGAUGAAAAUUAUAAAUCAGCUACUAUGGCCAUUGUUACAAUAGAGCAACACCUGGUUACUCCCUGGGAAGAUGAUAGCAUGUAGAAACUAUACUACAAUUGUUAGCUUUACUGACAAUAAUCAUAUUUAUACUUACACAAACAAUGAUACUUAGUCUUUAACAACUUUUUAAUUGAUUCUACAUUAUAAAAGUAUAAAAACUUUUUAAAUUGUUAACAAGCUAGAGAUGUAAUAAAACACUUUUCCUACAAUUUUAUGUGUCAUGUAAAUAGAUCAGAUCAGCACAAAGUAAAAUGUAUUUAUAUAUUUAUUUAUAUUAUAAUUUAUUAAUUUUUUUUUGAGGGGGUGGGUUGUAUAAAAUGUUGACAUAAUUUAUUGAAAGUUUGAUGGUUUUGAGAGAGGGGGGGUAAAAUUAUGUAAAAAUUAUUGAUGUAAUUAAUGGAUGCCCCCUAACUCCUUUCAAUUUCAGUUAACACUAUUUUUACAAAAAGUUUACUAUAAAAAGAAUGUUUCAACUAUUUCAUCCUUGUUCUAUUAUGGCUGGUUUAUAUAAUGCUCUUCAUCAGCAUUCUGUCAAGGAAUUGCCUGACUUAGGUAAUUGUUCUGCUGUUUGUUACAACAAUGAGGGAUACAUAACUUAUCCUUAUAAUUUAUUAAAUUGCCUUAUCAUCUAGACUUGUUUUAUUAAAUUAAUUAAUUUUUUUAAAAUGUGGUUCAUUUGAUGAAAUAUCAUUCAUGUACAAAUGUUGUAACUUAAUAUUAAUAUUUAUUAAAAUUCUACCUAGUGACCUAUUUUUUUACUUCCAAAGCAAACAAAUCUUAUCUUUCUUCAAGAGCUUUACAUAAGUGUAAUUGAUUAUAUUUAUCAUCACAUCUUUCAAUUGAUUCUUAGCGGUGCCAUCUAAACAAAGAUUACGGAAGCAAUUCUGGUACCUACCUUCCAUGACCUACAAGCUUUUUAAUAAGAUGCUUGUAUAUUUAUUAAUGUCUUGAAUAACUAGGGUGAUGUAGAUGUUAUAGGAUUUUUAUAUAUGCACAUUUCCCUAAUAUUAAGUUUUUCUCUGUUUUAUAAUCACACUGCAUGCCCAAACUUUAUUUUAUUUUUUAUGUUGGUUGAACUGGUUUGCCUCUAUUAUCUGUUGCUAAAUUUCCUUAACUUUAGUAAUAUUAUUGAUAAAUCUUUUUAUUAAAAGUUGAAUUUGAGAAAGGAAAAAAGAAAAAGGCUUUUAAAGUAUUAGCUGCAUGUUUAAUGGAAAAAAUUAAUCAAUACUUGAGAGAUGCUAAGCUUAACCCACUCUAUUAUUAUCAAUCAAUAAGCAGUUAAAUACAUUUGGAGAAUUUCGAUUAUCAAUUUUUAUUAAAAAAUUCCAUCGUAGUUACCUUGUUUGUUUUUUUGUGAUAUUUUAAUUCCUUUCCCACCUUUAAAAUUUUUUUUCCAGGCAUUCCAUUUAGUAAACAAUAUAUGAUGUCAGACCAGUCACAGUAUCUAAUUCCAAACAGCACUGAGGUUGUACUUCUAGAUUGCCAGCAAGCAUUUGAGGGUUUAUCACCAACAGAGAGGCUUUAUGCUCAUCAUCUAGCUCAGGCUGGCUUCAAAGGGGGCCUUAUAUGUCUCUUCCAGGUUAGUUUAGAGGUUACAUUUACAAUAGUAUUUGGUUACAUUUAUAACAAUAGGGGCAUGUUUUAUUCAGUAAUAUAUGUAUUCCAAUUAAUGUUUAUCCAUGAAUUAUAAAAAAAAUCUGUUACAUGGAUAAUUUUAAAAAGUCUGGAUAAUAAAAAAAACCAUUUUGACAUGACUUUUUACUCAAUGCAAGAAAGUGAAAAAUGAUAUUAAUACCUACCUAGUAAUUGGUAAACCUGAAUAUGCUAUUACAGUAUUUUUCAGUUUGAAAUUUACAAGUGGAAGAAGAAAUUAACUAAUAAAUUAUUUUAUGUUCAAAAGCUUAAAUAUAUUAUUUGUGUAGACAUCUCAAGAGUCCCCUGGUAUAUUUUUGCUGCUGCAAAAGUUAUUCCGUGCACAAGAUCCAAAAGAGCUAUCAGAUCUUGCCCAUUCUGUUGGCUUUACAGAAGAUGAAGUGCAGGUUAGUAGAGAAGUCUGCACAGCUCGACACUGUUCUAGUCACAUUAUACUUUUAGGUUUCUAUAUUUUCCAAAGUUUUAUGAGAGUUCAAAUUUCUGUUUAAUGCUCCUAAAAUUAUUUAAACGAGUUAACAUUUAAAAAAAAAAUUAUUAUAAAGUAAACUGUACAUUUGUUUCAGGCUUUCUUCAUCUAUGCAGCUGCCUUCUAUGCCAACAUGGGCAAUUAUAAAUCUUUUGGAGAUACAAAAUUCAUUCCAGAUGUAGAUAAGGUGAGACAUUUGUUCAACCUUUUCAUAAGAAAUUGGUCAUGUCAGUUUAUUGGAAUAUUUACAAUAGUGGUUCCUAAAUGGUGCUAUGUUGGUUUCAAAGUUUGAUUACUUGGUAACUUAUAGCAAGCAGUGAUAUUGUAGGUUGAAUAUUCACUUGCCAUACUAAUGCCCCAUUGUCAAUUAGGUCAAGUGUAACUAAAUUUUCAUCCCCAUCUUUUUUAAACAAAAUAAUUUUUAAAAAGAGGGUGGGGGGGGGGGGGGGAAAAAAAUAUGAUUUAAAAAUGUAUGUUCAAAUUUUUUGAAUCUUUUGUUUGCAUCAAAAAAUAAUGUAACAAAUGAUAACAGUUUUUUUUUCCAUCUUUUUUAAACAAAAUAAUUUUUAAAAAGAGGGUGGGGGGGGGGGGAGAAAUAAAUCUGAUUUAAAAAUGUAUGUUCAAAUUCUUUGAAUCUUCUGUUUGCAUCAAAAAAAUAUGAAACAAAAUGAAACCGUUUUUUUUCGUUGACAGUCUAAGGUGGAAGCCCUAAUCAAGGCUAGCAAGGCUUAUCAAGAAGAUGCAGCAAGCAUACAGACAAUUUGGGACGCCAUCAAUGAAAGACUGUAUUCACUUGAUAGCAAGCAAAAAGAACUCGGCCUUGGUGAAAAGGUAUAGUCCUAAAUCAUGUUAAGGACACAGUCAUGAAAAGUGACCAACUGGUAUAUUAAGUAUGCCUCAUUCCAGUUGAGUAAAUUCAUUACCCAUCGUAGCGUCAUCUUUGACACCAUUCAAUGAUAACACAUAAAGGUAGUGUUGAAUUUACUGAUUACCACAGUUGUUCCUUUGAACACACACAACUGCACUUAGUAAAUGAUUUUUUUGUUUGAGUUGGACCAAUUUUUAAGGCAUUCAUAAAAGCAAAUAGAAGAGUUGGAGUUAUAUUUCAAUUAGAUUUAUUAACAUUGAAUUGAUUUUAACAACUCAACUACUUUUUUAUGCAUGAAAGUCUUAGCUAAAUUUUUUUAAAUAUUUAAAUAUCUAUAUAUGCUGUUGAACAUUCAAAUGUUGCUUGAUUUAGAAAUGAUUGACAAUCAUACUUUUAAUAUUAAAACCUUUGGUCUGAGACACCAUAUUUUGUAAUACAUGUCACAUAUAAUAUUUGUAUUCAAAUUAAUUUGCAAUGAAGUUGUAAUAUAUUAACAGGGAACAACUACUUAUUACUCUGCUAACUGUGAUGAAAAUGAUGCCAAAAUUGCUCAAGAAUUUCUGGAUGCCAAGGUAUAUGUGAUGAGCUCAUUGCUUUAUCUGACUAUGCCCAAUUAAAAACAAGAUUAUAAAAAGUUUUUUUUACCAGGAAAUUAAUUUUGAAGAAAAUGUGUAUAUGGUCAAGUAUUUAUCAAAGUGACACUAACUUUGACCCCCUUGAGUGAACUGAUAUUCAAUGAUUGACUGCACUGAAAGUAAUAACAAGAAUAUUUUUUAUUUCUUUAUAGGAAAUCAGUCCUUACAACACUCGUCUCUUUAAAGUGAAAAAUCCUGGAACAGGAGAUUCUGAGUAUGAGGUCAGGAUGGCAUCUGCCCUUUCAGAUUGUAAGUAUAAAACUCUUACAUUAUUCUUACAUAAUUUAGUAGAUGUACAAUUACUGCAAUUUAAGCAUUUAGUGCUGACGGAAAAUUUCAGGGAAAUUCAAAAAUGAAAGAAAAAUGACUAACAGGUAUUCAGUUUUAUAAAAAGAUUAAGUUGCACACUAUUUGAAAUUGUAUUAAGUUUAAACAAAUCAUCCAUAACAGAUGUCAUCAAGUUAUUUAUCUACUAUUUACACAAUUUAAUGUUGUAGCUGACAUUUGCAAAUAUUUCAGUGUUAUGUUCAUAUAUCAAAACAUGUUACAGUAUCCCACAAGCUGUCCAUUAAAAAAAAAAAACAGCACAAGAAUCUUGAUAAAUAUUCUUACCAAUCCUUUUAAGCAUCAGAAGUUCCAGGCUACCCUAAUGGUGCAGUCUUGGGUGAAUAUAACUUUAAAUCUCAAUUUGGAGGGAGAGAAUUCAAAUUUCAUGUCACAAGGGGAGAUUACUCAUCAUUGAUGGCUCUCAUCGUUGAAGAGUUGCAAAAUGCACAGGUGUGGUAAUGUUAAUCUUUUAAUUUUUUUUGCAAUUAUGGAAACAAUUUAUUUAAAAUGAAUUAAAUAUUUUCAAAAACAAACCGCAUUGAUUUAAAUUUGGUUUCAUUUAGAUUGUUUUAACAGUUUCAGUGUUCUUUUGUAUACUCAGUAGUUCAUGAAGUAUAACUCUUGUCUAUAUUCAAGCAACAUGCAGCGAAUGAUGAUGAAAAGAGCAUGCUUAUAGAUUACAUCAAAAGUUUCUCUACUGGCUCACUACCAGCCCACAAAGAUGGCUCCAGGCACUGGAUCAGGAACAAGGGUCCCAUUGUUGAAACGUAAGAAUACUUAUAAAGACUUAAUAAUAAAAGAAACUGGUUUUUGAGAAUAGAUUUGGAUAGUAAUAACUUAACAGUAACGGGGCCCAAUUUUUUCUUGUGUAUAUUUUUUUAAUGAUAAAAAAGAAAAAGAUAAAAAAAUGAAUGACGUGUUGUUUUGAGAUCAUUAACAAGCAAAACAAAUGAAUUGAUAUUAAGAUCUUUUAAUAUAGUUGAUUGUAUUAUUUUCAUUACAGAUACAUUGGUUUUAUUGAGUCUUACAGAGAUCCUUAUGGUGUGAGAGGAGAGUUUGAAGGUAAUUUCAUUCAACAAAUUUUAUAGUGGUCAGCUUACUCAGAUGUUUCCAAUACCUGACGUAUGGACCAACUCAAUCUGGAGUCAGGAACUAGAAGCCCAAAAAACAUAUAGUUUUCAUCUCUCUUUAUUUAAACUGAAAGCCCUUGAAAUAAUUUGUUGAUUUUGGAAUUUAAUUUCGGUACUUCUGGGAAUUUAUAUUAGGUACUCUUUGGAAUUUAUAUUAUGUACUCCUUAGGUACAAAGGCAUUAAGUAAAUUUGAGUCACUGUAAAGACGUUAAAACAAACGAUGUAAAGACAAAAUGAUGUCAGUAUCUCUUUGAACAUUUUAUCUUAAUUAAACAUUGACUUUAUUCCCCAGGCUUUGUGGCUGUUGUGAACAAAACCAUGUCUGCUAGGUUUAAUGACCUGGUCACACAAUCUGAACACUUGUUGGCUCACCUCCCUUGGCCUGUAGAGUAUGAGAAGGAUAAGUUCUUAAGGCCAGAUUUUACAUCAUUGGACGUGCUCGGGUUUGGUGGAAGUGGUAUCCCAGCAGGCAUCAACAUUCCCAAUUGUAAGUAGUUAAAAAACCUAGCUGAUAUUGAUUAGUGUGUCUUUGCGCAUUUUAAACUAUUUAUUUAAACAUUGGAAGAGCAUAACUUGACCAAUCCAAAAUUUAUCUCCCUUUGUUAUGUCUUUUUGUUGUUGUUGAAGAUCUGCCAAGUUUGAUGGAUUAAAAUGUAUUGCAAGACUGAAUUGUGUAUUUAAUCAUAGCUCUCCAAUUAUGAAAAGUAGUUAGCUAAAAAUUUCCCUGCAGAAGUUAAAACAAAUUAACACAUAAAUUGAUACUAAAUUAAGUGAAAGGAUUUUGAAUAUGCUUUCCAUUAAAAUCAUCAAAAUAAUACACUUAUUUUAUCUUAAAAUUUCUUUAGUUGACUUACAAAUAUUGUAUUUGUUUGUUUUUUCCCAGAUGAUGAUAUAAGACAAAAUGAAGGAUUUAAAAAUGUAUCACUUGGCAAUGUAUUAACAUCUGGCUACAAAGAUUCUAAAAUCACCUUCUUGAGAGAGGAAGACAAAGUAAGUUGAGUUCAAAUUUAUGCACAAUUUAAUCCAUUCUGUGUUAUAAUUUAUUAUCAAUUCACUCAAAGUUAUUGACAUUUGUUAAAAACUUAUCUCUAUUUAAUCUUUUUUAAAAUCAGGAGUUGUACACCAAGUUCAAGGUCCAGUCUUUUGAGGUUCAAGUCGGAUUACAUGAACUUCUCGGGCAUGGCAGUGGCAAACUGUUUGUUGAGGUAAAUUUAACCAAUGAAUAAUUAUCAAUUAAGUUGUAUUUUUUCAUUUGAAAUCUAUUACAGUGUACUAAUGUUGUACUUAUUUGUUUUGCAAUGUCAUCCUUACACUAAACUUUUCAUAAUCUUCUACUAUUAGGAAGAACCAGGAAAAUUCAACUUUGAUAAGAAUACUGUGACACAUACUGAAACCAAAGAUAAGGUAACUAACUUUAUAUGUUACUAGCCAAUAUACCCGGCAUUGCAUUUGGAAAAAAACUUCUAGAGCCUUUUAGUUAACAUUGAAAUAAAAGGCCCUGUAAAAAUUUCUUGGCUAAAGAAAAAUAUUAACAAUAUUUAAUUUACUACAAUGAAAAAGGCAUUCAUUAUAAAUUGUGUAAACAGUUUUUGGGCCCAGCUCAUUUCAGUUAAUAAUUAGCCUAAUCUAAAGAUUAAUUUAACUUUUGAAAGUUGUACCAUUAAAAUAAUUAUUCACCAAUGUCAAAGCUAUGGCCGUUUAUUAUAUAAAAUAGGAUCUUUUGAAAAACUAUUGGUUUUUAAGUACCGGUAAUCAUUUUUGAAAAACUACAAAAUGUUGUAGCUUUAACCAUUUAUCAUUUAAGUUAAAAGAUGGGCGUGUGGGGAGGGGUGUAAUUAAAUAAAAUCUAGAGUUUUCCAGAAAGUUCUAUAUCCACCAAUCCAAGUAAAAUUGUAUGUUGAAUAAAGCCACAAAGAAAUUUUCACCUUUAUAUAUAUUUAUGAUACUUUAAUUGCCUUUUUUUAAAGUUUGCCAAAAAAGAACAACAAAGGUCCUGAUUUUAAUCUAUUUUUAAAACUGGUCAAGGCAAUUGGAACUUUAUCCCAUGGAAAUAUUUAAUAAGAAAUUUCCAGGAGCAAAUUCAUCAGAAAUAGCUUAUUUAAAUGUGUGGAAAACAUCCAUUUCAUAUCUUAGAUAACCAGUUGGUACAAGGCAGGUGAAACUUGGGACAGCAAGUUCUCCACAAUAGCAUCCACCUAUGAGGAAUGCAGAGCUGAAUGUGUUGGCAUCUAUUUGUGUCUCCUUUCAGAUGUUCUCAAGUGAGUGACAUUUUUAAAACAAAAGACUGAAAUUUUAUGGGCCAUCUCUGUUACUGAUGUUUUUUUUGGUUGUUUUUGCACAAUUAAUGUGUGUUGAUGAAAGAUAUUUUAUAGCAACUAGUGUUGGCAGGUUCAAUAAAUGUAUGGAAUAAAUUGUAAUUCACUUUUCAAACUUCAAGAAUACUUUUUUUUUUGAAAGCACAAUUUUACCGGAAACUUGCAAAUCUGGGAACCGGAAUUGAAACUGUUUUAGAAAGUAAUUUUAAUAAAAUACUUCACGCCUUAUUUAAAUUUUCAAUGGGAUACCAUAUGUUUUUUUUUCCAGCUUGAUAAUGGAUAAUCUCUUAAUGAAUGUAACAAAAUUUUUAGCUUAUGGAGAUUAGAAAUUUUAAAUCAAAAUAUAAUACAUUGAUUCUGUGACCAGAUAGUUAUGAACCUGGUAUAAACUGACUGUUUUCACAUAAUCAAGGAUCUUUGGCCACACCGGAGAUGACGCUGAUGACAUCAUCUACAUAAACUGGCUAAACAUGGUGAGAGCAGGCCUCCAGGCACUGGAAUUUUACUCACCCGAGACUGGCUCUUGGAGACAGGUAAUUUUGGUUCUUAUUAGGUUCUUUUUUAAAUACUAUUACAGGCCAAUAUUUCCAGCAAGACUGAGUCGCCAGUUUGAAUGUAAUUUUUUUUAAAUUUUAUUUUGCAAUAAUAAUUACUUGCAAUGAGUUGCAAUAAUAAUAACGGUAAAUAACAGGUUUUUAAACUUUUUUGGUAGAAAAAUUGUUAUAAAAUGCAUCUCAUUCUUCUCAACAAUUUAACACUUGUAAAAUCUUUUUUAUUGUAACUUGCUUAACUUUCACUACUGGUACCAGUACAUGAUUUAACAUGUAUCAUCAAAGUAUAAAUUUGGUUCGUCUACUGAAGUUUUAGCCAUAAUUCUCUUCAAAACAGUUAUGUCUCACAAAAUAAGAAGUCUUGGUAGUCAUGAAGGUUUAUUUUUUUUAAAAAGAAUAAUCAUAGGUCAAGUUUUUGUUAUGGUAUAUGGAUGGACAAUGUGGAAAAAGAUCUGGCAGCAACUGGGAAUCCAGGCAUGAAAAAGAAAAGCAUCAGUUAGGUCUGAGUGGAAGGAAGUGGUGAGGUGGGGCAAAGCCCCACACAGGCUGUAACGCCACAGGGAUGGAUGGAUAAAUUCAUUUAAGAAUGUGUCAGAGCUAGGUACUUGCUGUCUUGCUUUAGUAAUAGUUCUUUCAGGAUCUUAGUUGAUAUUAUUUUUAGUUAUUUGUUUAGCUUUCCAAUGUUCUUCUUAUCUAGGCUCACAUGAACGCCAGGUUUGUUAUCCUGCGUGUGUUGCUGGAGGCAGGAGAUGACCUGGUCAAGUUUGAGAAGUUUGCUGGUGAUGAUGGCAAACCUGACGUCCGUGUGAUUCUGGACAGGUCAAAGAUCAUUCCUGUAGGGAAACCAGCCAUUGGUGCCUUCCUCAGAAAGCUUCAGGCAAGUCAUGUAUACUUUACCUUCAUUGCAGAAAUAGGUUUUCUUUAAACACACUCCUAUAUUUGUUAGCUUAAUCACUUUACAUUGCUUAAUUAGUUUAGAUUCUAACUAUAGGCGCCUGCAAUAGAGGAGUUAUCCUUGCAAACAAUUAUAUUUCAGGGUAAAUAAAUAUGAAUAUAAUUUAAAUGAGGUUAUACAUUUUAAAAAAUUAUAGUCACAAAUUAUAUUUUAAAAAUGUCAGUUAUAUAAAUAUACUGGUUAUUAUAUUUUUCCGGAGAAGCAUAAAAGGGGAAAUAAUUGUCUCUAACAAUGCAUGGGCUGAGUUUAAACAAAAGUGUGGCCUUUUGAGGCAAAAGUUUGUAAACAGUGAAAGUGAUUUUUAAUUCUUGACUUCUUUGAGAUGUUAACUGUCAUUCCUCAGGUGUACAAGUCUACAGCUGAUGCAGAGUCAGGUAGAAAGAUGUACAGUUACUAUUCUGAUGUCAAUGAUCAGGAUGAACCCAAAUUCCUUAGCCUGCGUAGUAUUGUAUUAGACAGGAAGCAGCCCAGAAAGCUAUUUGUUCAGCACCACACGUGUGUCAAUAGUGAGUUGAGAUAUCAUCUGCAUCAGAAAUGGUCAAAUUAUUUUUAUUUGUUAGAGAGGGUGGGCGGAUAGAUUUGUUGGGUCGGUGUGCUCUGGGUGGGUGGUGUUUUAUGUGAAUUAAAUCAUUGUGCUUUGGGGUGGGUGUGUUGGUAGAUAGGUUUAUUAUUUGGGUCAGCUGGAUGGUGUGCAUUGAGGUGGUGGGUCGGUGUUAGACUUGUGAGGGAAUGUAUGUUGGGAGGAUUGUGGGUAGUGGGGUUGUGUAAUAUAGAUAUAGAGAUAUACCCAGAAAAAAAUAAUAGCGGCAGCACCAAUGGUAUAUGUAUGUGUGGGCCUAUAGGAACAUAAGUAUGAUUCAUAUUUUUAUCAAGGCAGAUGAACUACUUAAAAAGCUGCAUUUUAUGCAGGACAAAACUUGAUGACACCCCAUUUGAAAAACCAUUAAAAAAUUCUUGAUUGAAAUUUGAAAACUUUAGUAAUUCUUAUUUUUUCAGAUGGAGAGGUGCAGCUAAAAUCUUAUGAACAAUCGGCCAGUGGCUUGAUCCAGUCCUUCACUGCUAGAUUUCCCAGCACUGAUAUUGACAGAGUUGUUGGUGAACUUUGGGAGAAAGAAAAACCUUUCUAUUAAUGAAAUUUUUUUUCCAGUGCCUUGUGCAAGUGUUGAACACAACUUUUCUGUUUGUUGUAACUGUAAAUAGCUGUUACAACUGAUUGGACCAUAGGAAUGCAUGACCAUAGGAAUGCCUACUUGGUUAAAAUGGUGUUAUAAAAAGUCCUGGUUUAUAAAUUCUGCAGCUUAAAAAAAUCUAUUUGACAUUUUGUCUUUUUUUUUUAUAAUUUUUUUUUUAGAACCCUUUUAAACACUAUUUGUAAAACACUAUGAUCCUACAAUUACACAGACAUUUUUGUUUGUUGAAACUCCCCAUGCUUUAACUUUCUUCCUUUUAUUUAAAAGAAAAGAAAACUUGAUUGAUUUUAAUUGAGUAGAAUCUAUCACAAUCAGGCUCCGACAUAUAGUUCUUAUCUACAUCGUAUUCUUUCUAUGUGUGCGAUGUUUAUUCUUGUUUGAUUCAGCUCAUCUGCUGGUUGUUUAAUUUAGAUGUGUGCCUGAAAUAGUUACAGAUGUUCAUUUUUGUAAAGAAAGACAGUAUUAAAUCUAUUCUAUCAAUACACAAACAGACUAACAGGCAAUCUCACUGCUGUUACUGAAUUCACAUUUUGACAAUUCUGUUUAAAUUUCAUCUCCUCCUUGUCAGGUUUACAAUUUUCUUCACUGUCACUGUUAAAGAAGAAAAUAAUUAUACAGGCCUAUGCUUGUGAACUAAAAAAAAUUUAAUUAAUUUUAAUUAGUUCAUUAAUCAUAAAUUAGCAUUUUUUUAUUGUGAUAUCUUCAAAAUAGAUUUGGCUCAAGGAAUAUUAGAGGUAUUCUUCCCAUGUUGUUGAGCAACAGAAAAUAAUUUAUUUAUCACCGCUAUAUAAAAUUAUGACAUUUAAUUUGGUGACAUGACAGUCAACUAUAAUUGUUUAAACUUAAUAAUUGAUUUAAUGUAGAAUUUCAAGAGAGAAAGUUUAAAUAUAUAUAUAUAUAUAUAAUAAUAAUAAAUAUAUAUAUAGUCAUCUAGAAAACCUAAGAUUUGUAAAUCUGAUUUGAUUUACUUUUAAGGAUUGAUUGAUACAAACACAUUAAAGUUUGUACAUGUCUAAACAAAACAGUGUGCAGAAAAUAAUGUCCAUUAAAGAUCAGACUAGCUCUAAGACCGCCUCCGCUGUGACUGUCAUAAUAAUGGAACUGUAAGCAGAGUUUUCAUUUCAUCUUGGCAUGGUUUUAUGUUAUCAUAAAUUCAUUAAAAUAUAUUUCCUUCAACCAGAGUCCAGUUGGCUCUAUUAUAUUUUGCUAGUGUUUUUAUGUGAAUUAAAUCAUGCAAGUAUUGUA